Messenger RNA from Aspergillus pseudonomiae, 456 nucleotides. RefSeq lists its product as uncharacterized. The transcript has a single exon. NCBI's taxonomy places the organism in Eukaryota, Fungi, Ascomycota, Eurotiomycetes, Eurotiales, Aspergillaceae. The coding region runs from base 140 to 409 and encodes 89 amino acids. The record is from RefSeq and is a predicted model, not a curated record.
GAAGCCUCACCUCACAUCGAGCGUAACACCGCUCCAACCACUAGGCUGGCUGCUCAGUGUCCAUGAAACCAACAUCUACAUUGGUCCAAAGGUCUUGCUCCCGCUCAGGUAUUUGUCAUAGAAGCAUCCAAGGUUUAAUAUGACUGGCUAUGGGCAUCAUCGAACCUUCCACGCAGGCUUCUCUGCAAGAGUCCCACUCAUGGUGGCGUCGUUUCGUAGUGUUUGCCUUGCUAAUUUCUUUAAUUCAGGAUUUUACAUUGAUGGGGACCCUUUUUUCCCUUUCGCUAUGUCCCUUGCGGCAACAACCCUAGCCCUUUCGACCAGGAUCGCUUACCUCUUGCGGGGGAGCCAAGCUCAAUCGUCGUCUUGCAAUCUGGGACUUAGGGCUGUUCUGCAGAGACAUUUCUAGCUCGUGAUUAGAAAAAGCACAUAAAGAGGAAUAUCGGAGCGCCUUUG